This is a messenger RNA of Coturnix japonica (Japanese quail), 10016 nucleotides long. NCBI's taxonomy places the organism in Eukaryota, Metazoa, Chordata, Aves, Galliformes, Phasianidae. The record is from RefSeq and is a predicted model, not a curated record.
CUGUUUUGGCUUGGCAGACAGCCUGCUUGCCUGCCCACUGAGCAAAGAAAUUUGGGAGCCUUUGAGGCUCAGUCUGUGUGUGGAAAUUUUGACGACCUGACAGUGACCAGGCUUUUGUUGCACCAAUUAAAAAUCUUCUUAACGGCUUUCUGACAUUGAUGACUUGAACUGAAGACAAGUGCAGAGUCUUGUACAGAAGAGCGAGAGCUUCGCCACCACAUCGUAGCCCCGCAGCUGGCUGCAGAGCCUGCCAAGCGGCCAGCAGCUGCUGCUGCUGCAGAAGAAAAUGUUUUCUACAGCUGAGCAGCUGGGGCCUGUGACUGCAGUGCAAAGGCCAGAAAUAAUAGUUCAAAAUGCAGUGAAUCAGCGCAUUUGUCAGACUCUGGGAGCCUACGCAACGAAAAGAAGAUACUUGGUUGGUUGGAAAGUGAGAACAAAGAAUAUCCAAACUGGUAGUCUGUAAUUUCAUAACAAUAGUUUGGAACUCCGACUCUUUUAUUCACAAACUUACACAGACAGCUCAGAAGCUCUUGCUAGGCCAAGGAAGAUUACUCUUUCUUGAUUGUGAUGGGUUCUGAAGCAUGGAUGAUGCACGGCAUUUAAUGACUUCUGCUCAAAGGUCCAAUUUUGUAUUUCUCAGAAUAUGCUUACUAAAAGAUACUUGUAAUAUACAUCUACUUAUGUUAGCCUGACACCUUCUAUUAAAAUAAUUUAAUAAUUAAAUAAAAUUACACAUUGAGUAGUAUAAAAAUUAUUUCAGGAAAUGGGUUUCCCCUUACAACCUGGAAAAAUGUAGACAUUCUGUUUGAGAACUAUUCUAGUUCAUUUAUUUUUACCCAUCUCUGAUGCUUAAGUCUGAAUCUCCACCUUUAAAUACUGGAUUUAUGGAAGGUUUUUUAAAUUUUAUUUUAGUUUUAUGACUAGAAUACACUCAUGAACUGUAUCGACUGUGGCUUCACUAUGAAAGAUUUCAUCAUUUUCAAUGAUUUAAUUAUGAUUGGCAUCUUUUUUUUUUUUCAGAUGCAUAUGUGCAACUCUGGCAUGAGUUCAGGUUGUAUCUGUAUUAAGUUACCGAGCAUGUGGUCACAGAUUCAGGCAUCUAACUCUGGGUACUCCCUGUACAGUCAGAAGGAAACCGUCACUUCCAGAGAUGAUUCAAACCUAUAAAAAAUAAUUCACCUUUUGAAAAUGUUUAUUUUUCUGCAUGGGCCACACCACAUUUAAAGCAAACCAGAAAAGUAUCUAUGCCUUAGCAAGACAAAUACUCCAAAGAAGAUCUUCUGGGGAAGUCUAUCUUGGAAUCUUCUCAAUCUGAGAGAAAGUCUCUUUGAAAGAUGAGAUAAAAUGCACUGAUGAAAGGACACAGAACAUGGCUCUGAAAUGACAAAGCAGUCAUGAUAGCUAUCUAGUCCUGAGUCUACUGAACCUGUUUAAGAAAUACAAUGUGCUGCUGAAAAGCUGUACCUUCUCACAGCACAAACUUGAACUACUCUUGCUCACAGUUCCUGUGGAUCACAGGGAGGGUUAGGCAUAAUCCUGACAUUAACUUGCUUAUAACUUUUGAUAAUUAAAAUGUUUUUUUUCAGACUUUAAUUAGGAAAAUAUGUUCCCUUAAUGUUUGCAUGCAAUGGCUGAAUGGUUGCAGAAUUCAGUUUUUUGAAGCUCAGCAGGCAACUUUUCCAGAUUUGUUAAAAUUCUGCUCUGGCUUGGGCUAUCAUUACAAAGUCCAGCACAUACUCUAUAUUCUGCUCUUGUACUCCAGAAUUCACUGCACUACAAAAAACAUUCAAGAGGAAUCUGCAGAAAUCAAGUCUUCUUAAUCUUAAUAAAAGGUUAUUUAUUUAGCUACAAGGCUAAAUAUUGAAAAACAUCCUAAUCUUGUUCAUAACAGGUUAAAAACUCAAUUUUUAAUGAUAAUUACUUUCCUAGGAUUCUUCUCUCAUGCAAUCCUUAUUUAUAUCCUGACAAAUUUUGCUUACUUGGAAUGCCUAAUGUAGGAAUAUAGGGGCACAGGAAAGACAAAGAAGGCAGCAGAAGAUAAUUUUUGCAUAGUGGCUUACUAUCUGGAAAAAAAAAAAGUUGGCAAUUGUACGAGUGAAGCAGAUGAAUACUCAAAUAAAGUUGAUAUAAUAGCCAGGGCAGACUUAUACAAAAUAACAGAAUUAUUUCAUUGGUGUACCACAUAUUGACCUGCUGAACAACAGGCCUGAGGUCAAAACCACUGCUUGCUGACUGCAGAUUUCUGCUUGCUUUUUGUUCUUCAUUUGCAAGCACCAGACUCAGGGCUCUUUUUCAAAGCUAAGACACUGUUUUGCUUGAAGAUUUGCUUGUUCCUCUCUGGAUCUAGCCUCCCAGCUUUGUUUCAGUUUCCCCCUAUAUUAAUGCUAAUGAUAAUAUUUACCCUUUCCAUAAAAUUUUGUGUUGACACCUGCAGAAUACAGUUGGUAACAGUGCUGGAUGAAAAAGAAAACCCCCUCUAAGGACUCUGCAUUGUAUGCAAUCACUGAGAUAAGAACAUACAUAAAUAAUGAGGAUGAAAAUUAUGAAUAUCUGAGUCAUGCCCAUCCUCCAAAUUAAGGCCUUGCAAUAAGAAAUGUCUUACUGACUACACACAAGGUAAAAAAAAAAAAAAAAAAAAAAAAAAAAAAAAGAUAUUGGAAGCAACUAGAAGCUUGGUAUUAAUUAACUUAGGUGUGCCUGACUUGGCAACAAAAAACACUUUUAAAGUCACUUGAUGAGGCAUAUCACCUAAGAACAGUGAAACACAUUUUAAUGCAUUACUCAAGAGACUGACAAAAUCAAUUUUUUUAGCCUUGUUUUCCAAGGCAGUGAUGUUUACAUUAUUGCCCUGACAAUUUACCUUGUCUCAUCCCUAAACUUUUGACCAAUUUCAACAAAACUCAGCAGAGGAUUCUCAAUGUAACACAUCCCCAUGUAUUUUGUGCCAAUCUCAAUAGAAACAGUGAAGUGCCCCUUUGAAGGGUGCCUGUGGUAUGUUGGCAGCAAGACAGCAGAAGGUCCAGUACUGAAGGCCUCUUUUUUUUAGAAUGGUACAUUUUGUGGAUCUACCUGUUGACCUAUUAAGCACCAUGUGAUCAUACUUGGAUGAUGGAGAAAGUCUCAAGGGUUCUCUGGCUGCCUGAUAGCCCUGGCCAGGACUCAGAGGUGUUCUCAUACCAUGCUAUCUGAGCCACAAAUCAGGGAACCCUUCGGAAAAGCAAAUUACACCCUACGAGAGACUUGGACUUAACCCAUGUGCCAUCAGAAACGCUGCUCCACUGAAGCUGCAGCAGUACUCACUCAAGAGAUGAACAAAACAGAUGCAUCUCAAGCCUCACGAUGGGAACUUUCCUAUCAUGUUGUUAAUGUAGGCACACAGAGAGCUAUGCACGUCUAUGUGUGUGUGUCUAUAUGUAUGUAUACCGAUAUCUGUAUCUAUACACAACUAUAGCGAGCUAUGCAUAAGGCAGCAGCGGCUGCUCAGAUGGUUUGAGUGGCACUGCUCAGACACGAGGGGACAAUGCGGAGCCCUCGGGCGGGCGGCCCUGGGCUGAGCGAGGGCGGCGCUGGCGGCCUCGGGCGUUAAGACCCGGGGCUGCAGCGGGAGGGGGAGGGAGCGCUGCGCCGGGAGAGCCGGAGAGAUCCCCGCGGACCGCGAGCAGGGAAGUCAGGCACCUGGCGGCGGAGGACAGUAACACAGGACAGAAGGGGAAAUCUCCGUCUCUCCCUCUCUUCUGCAAGAGAUCCUCCUGUUUUUCUCCCAACUCUUAGAAUAACCUUCGAAGAAGAUAAACCCCUACAGACUUUCUUAUCUUGUUAUAUUUUUAAAAUAAUUAUUAUUGAGAGAAUACCUUCAGCUGCAAAACAGUCUUGGAAUCUAUGCAGGACUUGGGAGGUUUUGUUAUCUCGCCGACGAAAUCGUUCAUCACUGCUGCUUUGCUCUCGCAGGGUGCUCAGUUGGCCACCGGAGUGGGCAUGGCGAGAGCGGCUUUUAUCAUACCCUCCUCAGUUUGAACACAUUUCCUUGAAAUUUGCUGCAUGAUGCCGUCCGAGGAAGCAGGAUUUUUUCACGGGAUGCAGCGAUUCGUCGUCGGCAUCUGAGCUUAUUGCAGAAGGAAAAAAACCAAAUCUUCAACAGUGGUGGUGGUUUUUUUUUUUUUCCUCCUGUCUCCUCCUUUUUAUUACCAGAGGACGCGAAUCUCUUCCACCGGGGACGACAGAUCACCUGUCGCUUUAAACCUUAAGGGAGUUUUUUUUUUUUUUUCCUUAAAAAAAAAAAAAAAAAGUGAAUUAUUUUUAUUUAUUUAUUUAUUUAUUUUAACCGGUGGAGGCGUGAUCGCAGAGAAUGAGACUGAGGGGAGCUGCCGGGCUUUGGAGGACAAGGCUGAGUUUAGGCUGGAAACUGAGAGACUAGAUUAACCCCCCUCCUUUUUUAUUUGUUUUUUUUUAUUAUUUUUAUUUUUUCUCAUUUUUUUUUUUGGAGGGGGGCACAAGUUCCCGUCUUCCUCAACGCUCCGCGCUCAGUUUCGCCUUAUGGACCGAUCAGGCAACCUAGCCACGGAGGAGCUCAAGAUGGAUGAAAAGUGGAUAAUUGUAAAUGAGGAAGUCAGAAGACCUGGUGCUAUGACCCGAGAGCAGUAUAUUUUAGCAACACAGCAGAACAGCCUUCCAAGGACUGAAAAUCCUCAAUUUUACCCAGUAGGGAUUUAUGGAUGGCGAAAGAGGUGCUUAUACUUCUUUGUACUUCUGCUGUUGGUUACCAUGAUUGUUAACUUAGCAAUGACAAUAUGGAUUUUGAAGGUUAUGAAUUUCACAGUGAGACUGUUGCUGCACUUUGAACAGAACUUCUGGUUUAAAUUCAUCCAAAAGGAAUCCCCUUCAAAUGCAGAAAAACUGCCCCACAGUCUGAGCCAACAUGGAGAUGGAAUGGGAAAUUUGAGAGUCACUAAAAAAGGAAUACGACUUGAAGGAAUAUCUGAAUUUCUACUUCCAUUAUAUGUGAAAGAAAUAAAUUCCCGAAAGGAUAGCCCACUGGUCUUACAGUCUGACAGAAAUGUAACAGUGAAUGCGAGAAAUCACAUUGGACAGUUAACUGGACAACUGACAGUAGGAGCUGAUGCUGUGGAGGCCCAGUGUAAAAGAUUUGAAGUGAGGGCAAGUGAAGGUGGAAAAGUAUUAUUUUCUGCAGAUGAAGAUGAGAUAGUCAUUGGAGCUGACAGAUUGAAAGUAACAGGAACAGAAGGGGCAGUGUUUGGACACUCCGUGGAGACCCCCCAUAUCAGAGCAGAACCUUCCCAAGACCUCAAACUUGAAUCUCCAACUAGAUCUUUGGUGAUGGAAGCACCCAGGGGAGUGCAAAUCAAUGCAGCUGCAGGAGACUUAAAGGCUACGUGUAGAAAAGAACUGCAUUUACAGUCUACAGAAGGGGAGAUAUUUUUAAAUGCAGAUACAAUCCGCCUGGGAAAUCUGCCAGUGGGCUCCUUCUCCUCCUCUUCACCAAGCUCUUCAGCUCCUCGCCAGACUAUUUAUGAGCUCUGCGUCUGUCCCAAUGGUAAACUUUACCUGUCCCCAGCAGGAGCAAGCUCCACGUGUCAGUCCAGUAGCAACAUCUGCUUGUGGAGCUAGAAGGACUCCAAUUUAUCCUCACACCAGAAUAGCCUUUUGUUACUAUCCCUCUGCUUCACAGUUCUGCUCGGUUUCCCUUGUGACAAGUUUGACGCUUCAAAUGGCCUGCAGAGCAACUUCUUCCAGUGUAAGCAGGAAUACAGCGCUGCCUUCUCUCGUGGUUUGUGUUACCACUCAACGUAGAGAUGGGAGUGAGAUAUUCAGAAAUCAGUGUAUUCUUCAUCAGGAAACCUGGAACAUAAUAUCACCUUUUAUCCAAAAGGGAGAAUAACACAGGUGCCUUUGCUACAUGAAGUGAAGCACAUAGUUUUAGAUUUUUGCAGGACCUGGAUAUGAACUGCACAUAUAUAUAUAUAUACAGUACAUAAACAAAUUUGCCCAGAAUCUGAUGGUGAGAUGAAUUGGUUACCCACGUAUGAUAAAUAACUCUACUGUCUGAAAGCACAAUUUUCCAUUCAUCUUUUUGGAUGUAAACUUUUAUCCCUGAAUUUUAAAGUUUUGAAGCAUUGUGUGAUGCUUGCUUUACUAAACGAUUACAUUCAGUAAAUGGUUUUUAACACAAAAAGAGACAGAAUCCCUCCCUGAGUUUGGUUUCUUUAGAAGUGUGUUGUUACUCUUUGUCUACUAAGUCUAGGGUUUUGUACACUAGGUAAAUUUUGGAAGUGCUCAGCAAUAUUACCUUUCAGAGUGAAAAAAGACAUCUUCUCCUGUUUAUCUGAUCUGAAUGGCCUUUUAUAUUAAUUUUGUGGCUACUGCAUGUGAAGCAAUUGCUUUCACUAAAACAUACAGGCUUGGGGAAAGAAGAACAGGGUGAAGAGGGAAAUACUGAUGAUAUGUCUUUUGACCAUUGUAUUGCUUUUCAUAAAGUAAUUAUAAUUGGCAAAGGAAAAAAAAAAAAUCUUCAAAAGUACAUCUUGUCCAUUUUCUAGCUAACUACCACCAUUUGAACAUAGCAUAAAUAUUAGUACUAACGCAAUGUGUAAUGCUGAGAAGCAGUUCACUAACAAGUGGUAUGACACUCAUAUUUUUUAUUCUCUUUUGUUUACCAUCUGCUGCUAAGGUAUCAUUACAUUGACUUCAUCAGGACUGUUUUUAAAUAAUGCAGCCCCAUUUGCACCAAGAUAUCACUGCUGACUUCCUAUUUUUGACCGGUUUAAUAUGGGAUUUCUUACUUGUAUCAACAUUCAUACUUGAUUCAUUUGAUUUCUAAUUGAAAUCUUAUGAAAACACUUUGGUAUACUGCUACAUAAAUUUAUCACACCAUUGAUUAACAAGAGUAUCUUGAAACUUACAGAACCCAGGAAUGUAAAACAGUAUAAAAAUGUUUCCUAUUCUGGAAGAUGGCUUGAUUACAUAAGGUAAGUGCACUUUUUAAUAUUAUCCUUUAAAUUACAUCACCUAGCAUGUAGAUGUAGAGGCUUCUGAAUGUAAGAUCAUCAAUUCAGUGACAGCUUUUGCAAGGUAACUCUGAAGGGCAAAGAGUGAAAGGUGAGUAUUUCUACAGAGUAUAUAUUUUUGUCUUUGGAAAAAAAGUAGAAAAAGAAGUAAACUAAUGUUUUGAUUACCUUGCUAUUUUAUUACCACCUAAUAAGGCUGACUUUGUUUUCACUUCAGGUGAAAUUCACUCCUAUGCAGAAGACCAGCACAAGACGGGUGCAUUGCUUAACUGGUGCUAGUCUUUCCACUGGUUCUCUUCAGAGGUGUGAAUUUCACUCCAUAGCAAGAAUGCUACACUGGUGUUUUCUAGCAUUUAAAUCAAGAUUUUAAACUAAUUGUUUUAUUUCUUCAAAAGAUGGUUAGUAAAAAAUAAUUUGUUGUUCAUUUAAUAAUUUUAAUAUUUCACUUGAAAGAAAAUGUGUUUGAAAAUAUUGUAGGAAAAUAUAUUAGAAGCUUGGAGAUUUGUAGUAAGAGGGACAGAAACAGAUCCAAACAACAGGGAUAAUAAAACAUUUGAAAGUCCAUCAAUGCAAUAUACACUUACUUAAAACCAAAAAGAAAUAGAUGUCUUUUUAUACUUUUUGUUCUACUUUUUACAAAAUAGCAUGUAGGUGUGAAAGUCCAAGGAUGAAAGGAUAAGUAGUAUUCCAGGAGGACAAGAUAAAUCCAUAUGCAUUCAUUAUCUCUGUACACCCACAGACACUGGUUGUUUCAAAGAUGAAGAGGUUCUACUGACUUAUCUAUUCUGUGAAUUAAAUUCUACCUUCUUACAAAUUCCAGACAAAUCGACUAAGUUUUUUUAUUAUUAUUAUUCUCAAAUAAAUUCACUGGAAUGGCUUGCAGAUACUUUGUCAUGCAUAUUCUAUUGAAUAUUUCUAAUUUGUUUGUUCUUCACUCUAUAUAAUAAUUUACCUGUAGUAUAUUUCUAGCCACUGAACAAAUAGACUGAAACUUUAUAAAUUCUACACGAACAGAAUAAAAAAGAAACAAACAAACAAACAACAACAGCAAAAAACAAACAAACAAACAACCCUACAUAUCUUUUGUAACGGGAUUCAUAUUCACAAGGCUAAAUAUUUUACCUCUGUGUAUGAGGAAAACUUAGGACAGAUAUGUAGAUAGUACAUUGGACAAAACCGAGCCAGUAAGUCCACAAAGUUUUGCACCAUCAGGAUCUUCUUGCUACCAGUCAUUUCAAUCUGCCCCAUAGUAUUUAUGAUACCAAGUAUCAUAUGGCACAAGUAAAUUUGGGAGCUUUGGGAAACUAUGAGGUGGUUAUAAAUGUCUUAAUAUUCUGGUGGCUUUCAUAAUAUUGAUAUAUACAUCCAUGAAAGCUAUAAGAAAAAGAAAAGAUCAGUUUUCAUUUUUAAGGAUUUUUCUGGACCACAUGACUUCAAAGCGUAUGAGAAAAGGGAUUUCAAUGCAUUUAAAGGACUAAAAACAUCAGAACACCAAUAAUAUAUAAGCAGUAUCAUUUUUUCUGAGCAGGAAGAGAAAUCUAUCUGGAAUUUUUUCAAAGUUUGGAGGUGACAAUAGUAGAGUUCUUUAGUUUGUAGUAUGCUUCAAAAAGUGACACAGUUCCACCAUGUCAUUUCAGAUGCAGGAAAACUGACAGAUCUUAGUGGAAAUACCAUGUUAAAACAUGGAGCUAUACCUUUACUAUUUCAGUCCUGGUUUUCUAAUGUCAAGGCAUGAAAUAAAGGUCAUUAUGUGCAGAACCAUUCAGAAAUUUUCAGUUACUUUUUGUCACCUCCCUCAAAAAUUCUUGGCCCUUUCUUUGUUUUAGUCCUUAUUAGCCAAGUAUAAUGUCCCACUAUUCAUAUUAUGUAAAGUUCGUGCUGUAUCUCUUACUAUACUAGUGUCUUAACUAAAAAUUUUAUCACUUAUUCCAGAAAAGAGAUGUUGCUUCUUAUUCCAGCUAAGGAUGAGUUUCCCUUUAACAAAUCACUCUGUUUUGACAAUUGUAGAGAAAGAUUGAAGACCUCAAGGUAUUUUUAAGCAUUAAAAUUAGAGCAAUUAAAAAAACCAAGCAAACAAACAAACAAACAAAAACAACUAAAAAUACUCUUUUGAGGCUCUUUCUAGUAUAUGAAUACAUGUAUCAAAUAAAGCUUCUUUUUGUACUCAAAUGUUUGGGAACCACUAAGAUAGUAUUGCAGCUGUUUGACUUUUCUGGAGUUAUCCCUAUGGCAACAGUGAAACAUACGAAAAGACCUUAUUAGCUACAUGUAUUUAAUGCAUACAAGAGAUUUAUCUUCUGUAAAAAUAUGCAUCAUUAUAUUAUAGGAUACUGUCUCUUUCUUGUUUAAAAAAGAAAAAUAAAAGCAUCAGCAAUCUCUCAGCACUGUUAGCUGUAUGGUUUUGUACUGCAGUUCAUUUGUUGGUUAAGUGAUAAGACCAAAGACUGACACUUCUACUUUAUCUAACAUUAUGACACUGCUGCUUCUACUAAUUCUGUUGGAAUGAAGAGAAAACAAGUUGUAAUUACAACAUGAAAUUGUAACAUAGUUUAGAUUUGUACAGCAUUUUGAGCUGUAGAUUGUUCACUUUUUCCCAGAGGUUUUUUUUUUGUUGUUGUUGUUGUUAUUUUCUUUUCUUUUGUUUUUCAGCAUUGUGCAGUUAUGUUACUGUUUGUACUUAAUAUGAAUCUUCCAGUGUUCAUAAAAAGAGGAGAGUGUAUAUUCCAACCUGUGCCAAGAUAUUGCUUCUUUCAGCUGAAGCUAUACUGUUUUGUUUGAAAAAUGGUGGUUUAACUGGACAACACAAUUUCAUUUUUUAAAACAUUUUAGUUGCAGAGGGCUAUUACAUCUGUGUUGAAGAUACAGCCAUAAAUGCCUAGACGGGUUUUAUGAAGGUUGCUUAAGAUACUCUGUUACUGACACUUUGUAUUGUUUUUUAUGGUUUUGGUUUAAGAUUCUAAAUCAUUGUCUAAAUAAUAAACAUGUAAAACACUA